Messenger RNA from Branchiostoma belcheri (Belcher's lancelet), 1186 nucleotides. RefSeq lists its product as uncharacterized. The record is from RefSeq and is a predicted model, not a curated record. Gene Ontology annotation, molecular function: A2-type glycerophospholipase activity. Bases 209 to 1159 code for a protein of 316 amino acids. Gene Ontology annotation, biological process: phospholipid metabolic process; arachidonate secretion. The transcript is spliced from 6 exons. NCBI's taxonomy places the organism in Eukaryota, Metazoa, Chordata, Leptocardii, Amphioxiformes, Branchiostomatidae.
ACUGCGUCCCGUAUGGUCACGCCGUAGCUUUCGGAACUCCCGAUCUUCCAAAUCCCCGUUCUAGAACGGCAAUUAACGGAAGUUCUCCCCAUAGCGUUUUGCAGAGGUGUGUAUAACCUUAUUUGGGUUGUUGUUUUCGAGUUUUUGAGUUCGUUUCGCGUUGGGAAAGUUGAUUUUUCCGGAUCGAGGAGAGUGAGGUGUUGUUGCGAUGAAGCCGCGGCAGCUGGGCCGCGUGUUGCUGGCCGCCGCCUUCCUGCUGCACGUGUUGGUGGCCCUGCAGCAGGGACAGAUCUUCCUGACGGAGGAGGGACUCAUCAGGACCGUGUUGGACUCGGACGGGUCGGCCACGGAGAACGGCAACUUGCGCGUUCACCAGGUGACUAGCCCGGACACCAUGGUCGUGGCGACCACUGCGGGAGGAGGGGACCAGGGUCCCGUCAGGCUGGUGUGGUGCACCGUGCUCCGCGGCCAGCCCAGGGAGACCAGGCUGAAGAGAUACGAGGGCGUCCUGAAGGAGGUGGAGUCAGGAGACAGGUACUUCGCCCGCUUCAUGAAGCUGUGCCGGGCCCUGCGAGGCCCCCUGGCCCCGGAGUAUGAUGACGUUGACCCGCCGCCGGGGCUGACUGUGUGGGGCUGGCUGUGUGAGCUGGUCCACGGCAUCCUACGGGCUGUGCAGGACUUUUGCCGCUGGCUGGUGGACAUCGUCACCGGAGGAGGGCUCCAACCGACCGUUGACCCCUUGGAUGACCUGCCGGACGAUGACACCCCUCUGGAGAUGAGCCAUGCCACGUCGGCGGCCUUUCACAGGGUCUACGGCCGAACCAAGGUCAUUGUGGCGGCGCUGAAAAACUGCUACAUCCAGCUGCACGCCUGCGAACACGUGAUCGCCCCGGGACAGACACAGGACGGUCUGUUCAAUGGCGGAGACAGGGAGCUGUGGAACUGUGGGUGCCUGGCCAAGUUCUCGUCGUGCAUUCAAAAGUUGAACUACCCAAUGAAGGCAGCACAGCGCGAGAGCUGGCACCACCCCGAGCCCAGGUGCUACCAUCACGACCUGGAACACGUCUGCACCCUCAACCUGGGGCUGUUCUGCGCCCGCUGGGAGAUCAAGCCGAUCGCCAAGGAGCACUUCUUCGCGUCCGGCGUCGACGGCCGCUGAAUGAACGACGUACGGAGACAUCAUGGA